AUGGACCAGCUAUGCGACGAGAUCUUGCAGCUCGUCCUGAACGAGCUCAGCAACCCCGCCCCCCUCACCGUGGUCUCCAAACGUAUCAAAGACUUCUCGAAUGAUCCUUAUGUCCGGGCUAUGUACUUCCUCGCUCGCUAUGGGCGAAUGCAAGCACUCUUCUGGGCACUUGGGAGGGGCAAGCUGUUGAACGAGCGGGUACUCGAUAUCAUGAUGCGCAGCGGCGCACAUCUUUCUCGCUAUCUGGCGCAAUGCGCGGUACAUCACUACUGCCGAACACAGAUACCUUUCAUCAAGGCGAAAUGGGUGCGAACAUUGUCCUAUCCCGUUUUUGUGCAUUUCCAGUACAUCGCGGCUACGAUGCACGGAGAUAUACCGGUCGCCAAGGGUGAAGACGAUGGCACGCUCUUGACUCUGUAUCUCAAGCAGAGCAGAUUCCCGACGGAAUACCGAGCGGCGAAGUGGGAGCAGGUGAGAGACGUAAUAGAAAAAUACAAGUUUAUUCCAUUUUCGGAUAAGGAUCCGAUGAUGGCACAAUUUCCUCUCGUGUUGGCCAUUGAGCCACGCUUGCUGCCAUUAGCGCGACAAAACGGUUUCAGCAUGGAUCGCAAAUACCGUAAUUUUGUGUUCCGAAGAAUGUUUGAGAAGCCGGCGAUCAUGUUUGAAUCCCGAGCGGACGAAAUAGUCCACAACGUACGCGAACUCUCGCGCUUGGACCCUGAGAUGUUCCUCAGUCGGACCGUCGCUGCCGAGAUCUGUAUGGAAGCGAAGUCGAAUGAGCCUGCCUACUCAGCGCUAAAACGCCUUGACAAGGAAGACGUAUUGCGCUUCGAGCUCUCGUACGUGACCGCACCACUUCACCUCUUCUUGAACACGCGGUCCUUGACCUCGAUUCACACCGCGGCCGUGCUGCGUGUGCUCUACAAAGACUUCCCUUCCGAGGAUCCUGUCGUCCGAUUGGUUCUUCUGCUCACUACCUUCCUAUCCGAACCCGCCCCGCCCACCCAUCUCCCUGCGAGUCUUACUCUUUCGUCCUCAAGCUCAGAAACCCGAGGAAUCGUCGCCCGUUACGUGCGAACGUGUCACGAGGAGAUAGAGGAUCUCAGUCUCAACCCGCUCACACGCAAAGACAUCACAGACAUUCUCCUCAGCAAGUUUGUACCCGACCGUUUCGUCGGCAUCCUCCAAUAUGCUCGUGUCAUGAUGAAGCUGAACGACGAUGAGAUGCGCAGCUUGGUUACUGACGUCGCGACAAGCUGCCUAGAGAUCGGAUGCAAGGGCCGCAUGAUCGACAAGCUCGUCGACGCCUAUCCUUUCCUCUAUGAGCAUCUAGCUGUUCAUAUCCUGAAGAACUAUCGCGUCAACCUUGAGGACUUGCCUCCUGUAGACGAUGACGAAGCCAUCAAGCGCUACAGCGCGCCGCUUUGCGCAGAUUUCGGGAUCCUUCGGAGAACCAAUCCGUGGAUGUUUGAAGAUCCGCCUCCUAUCAUCUCUGCCGAUGCUCCUCAACCACCUCAAACUCCGGAAGGCAACCAAAUGGACGUACAGGGAGAUGCGGAAGGUGCUGACUCUGAAGAUGGCGAUGAUGCUGCUGUUGACAGCGACGGUGACGAAGAGGAACUGGGUGCAAUUGGCCAGGACUCCCUUUCUGCUAUGAUUCGCAAGGAUGAUCUAGCGCCCAUACGUCGUCGCCGGUUUCAGGAGCUGUACAACACAUAUCACGAUAGCAUCAACAAGCUUCCUUAUCCAGCUGAUUACACCCAGGUUGGCAAUUGGCUACAGAAGAAGUACGGGCAACUUCACGCAGUAUCUGCCGUUGUCAAGCUUCAUGCAGUGAUCAAUCAGAACCAUACCGUGUUGAACAACCACCUGUACACUGCGUCUACCCCCGAUGGCGAUGGGAAUCUCACUCGUGUGCCGACCACGCUGAAGCAUUUCAAGAUCCUCGCACGGCUCGGACACAUGCCUAGCCCAGGCAUGUACGAGAACAUCGAGCACGGCACGGAGUUCUACUUCAGCGAGGAGGACUAUCUCAGCCCAGAAGAGCUCAACGGAACCGUGGUCCCCUUAGCCCUGGACCAUUCGCGUAAUGACAACGGCAAGGCCCGUGCGGAUGGGAGGGCGAAGUUUAAUCGGUCUCCCGCGGUGAAAUGCGAGUCGAGUCCGGCCCCCGGGCCGUCAUCCGGCGCCACCCUGAUCUUGACGUCUGUGUUAGCUGGCUCUUCCACUUCGCGACGCGCGGUCCCGGAUAUCCAGGCGGAGGUGAAACCAGAAGCUUACUCUAAUUCAACUCCGAGUGGGAGCAAGAAGCGGCCACGGCGAAGCACCGCCAAGGCGAAGUCAUACGUGGUGCCCGACAGUGAUGAUGAGGAUAUCAUCAUGGAGGACUAUCGCGGGUCGGCCUCGCUCAAGCGCUUCGCGGAGAAGCGGCGCGUGGAGACCAACCUGCAGCGUUGGAUAAAGCAUCUCGCCGUGAUCCUGAAGGAGGAGCAGAGGAAGUUCAAUGACAGAAAACGCCGACUUCACGCGGCCUCACCCCCUGGCAUUAAGGUCAAGGUGCCCAAGACCGAGUUCCACAGAUCUCUGGCGAGCAACUUGCCGCGUCUGCGUCGCAUAGACAAGACGAAGCGCGAGAAGUUGUACGGCGCAGAUGUCGCAGACGAGGACUACAGCGACAGUGAUGUCGACGAGGAGUAUCGGUCGUGGCGCCCGAAGCGGUGCAGGACUUCACUCUGA
This is a messenger RNA of Epithele typhae, 2736 nucleotides long. RefSeq lists its product as uncharacterized. The record is from RefSeq and is a predicted model, not a curated record. The transcript is spliced from 13 exons. NCBI's taxonomy places the organism in Eukaryota, Fungi, Basidiomycota, Agaricomycetes, Polyporales, Epitheliaceae. The coding region runs from base 1 to 2736 and encodes 911 amino acids.